CUCCAUUGGCGCAUUUUUUACCUUACAGAACGGCGCAGAAGGAACCUGUUCUGCACUGGCUGAUUGGUACAUUUCUACAUAUUCUUUUUGGGAGUUUUGCUUUCGACACCUGCCACGAAGCUCCUACCUCGCAGUCAUCGACCUCAGAUACGAGUCUCGGUCCGACAUCUACAUAUAACUAUAUCACCUCGACUUACCCACGAACGGUAUAGCCACCAUGGCCGCCCAGGGUCCCUCCGUACUCCCUCCCACGACUAUCCACUCGUCAAAGUCCAUCUCUCAAGCCGCAGCGCAUGACUUCCUCGCCGCUUAUCUCGAUCGCGCCGCCACAGACCCUUCUCUCCAACCCAAUGCCGGCAUCACUGAAUAUGGGCCCCAGUCACGCACCACAGUCUCGGCCCCCAAUUUGGUCCUGCAUAACCUGAAGCGCGUCCAGGCCGGGCUAACAGGCGAGGUUCUUGGUCGGGAUCUGACCUUGGCGAAGCUCAGUGCCGGGGACGAGGACAAGGCAGAUGAGGGGUGGGAGGACCCGAAGAAGGUCGCAGAAGAGGCCAAUGCUGAGGAGGACGAUCAAGUUCAGAUGGAAUGGGAUGCUGGGGUGCCAGAGCAAAAUACCGAGGCGACUGGAGGUGCCCUCGAUAAAGAGGAACGGAAGCGCAAGAAGAAGGAACGGAGACUGGCGGAGAAAAAGGCGAAAGCCAAGUUGGAUGCUUGAGAUGAA
Molecule: messenger RNA, 721 nt
Organism: Aspergillus heteromorphus CBS 117.55
Lineage: Eukaryota; Fungi; Ascomycota; Eurotiomycetes; Eurotiales; Aspergillaceae
Exons: 1
Coding region: 218-715 (165 amino acids)
Source: RefSeq, a predicted model, not a curated record